Molecule: messenger RNA, 2620 nt
Organism: Drosophila nasuta
Lineage: Eukaryota; Metazoa; Arthropoda; Insecta; Diptera; Drosophilidae
Product: organic cation transporter protein
Exons: 7
Coding region: 902-2620 (572 amino acids)
Biological process (GO): transmembrane transport
Cellular component (GO): membrane
Molecular function (GO): transmembrane transporter activity
Source: RefSeq, a predicted model, not a curated record
UGGGCUUAGUUUGUGAGACGCCUCCGAAGCGGCAGCAAGUAGUAGUUGGUAGCAUUUGCAGUCGUCAGUCGCAAUCGCAGUGCAUUUUCACACAUUGUGCUCGGAGAGUUCAUUCAAAUUUAGAAACGUUUUUGCCGCGCAGCUGUUGAAGAAAUUCUAUUCGGUUUAUUCGUGUUUAUUUUAACAUAUUCAAAACGAACGAAUUUUGACAAGCACAAAAGGGAAACAAAAGGAAAAACCACAAAAAGAAACGUAGAAAAUAGAACACACAAGAUAAACCACAAAAAGAACGCACACACUAAAAGUGAAAGUGAAAACAAGAAUUCAAAAAAAUACCGAAAACAACAACAAAGUUUUGCAUUUGCUUUUGCUUCGCCUCUAUCAUCUAUCUUCUAUCGUCUCCUAUCAGAAUUGCCUCGCUGCAUUUAUAUUUUUUGUUGAGAUCCGUCUGUGCCGUAUUAUCAGUCUGCCACUGGAUAAGGAGGAGCAUUCGACUUCUCGACUUCUGAAGCAGAUUGGAGGUGCAGUGAAGUGUUCAGUGCGGUGCGGUGAAGUGCGGUGUUCGGUUCAGUGUCGUGUUAAUGCACUCGCGAUCGUCCGACAAUUGAUUGCAUUAAGUUCUAUAUAUAUAUACUUAUACUAUAUAAACGCAUAUUCAUAUUUAUGUAUAUGGCAAAUCCGAAUCGCGACUUUUGUGAUUUGCUAUUUUCAAUUGAACGAUUAAUUGGCGUAGAUUAUAAAUAGAUUCGCAAAGCCAAGUUCAGUGUCAACAUGUGCGCAGCAUCAAAAUUCAAUUGACCGACUGAAAACUGUAUUUAUAGAGCUCAUUUGAACAAAAUUUAAAAAUAAACUGUUUGUAAGAAAAACAAUCAUUACUGUGAUAUUUUGAAAAGACAAAAAUAUGGCGAUAUCAAAGGACGCAAAACUGGAGAAAACGCGAGAGCUGAUCAGCGAGCAGGGCAUGAAGGAUUUGCUUACCAGGCAGCUGGAAAUUGUGGGCAGUGGAGGUGCCUUUGUUUGGGCAAUCUUCUUUCUCUGCGUCACUCCCAACAUAUUGAACGGUUUCCAUGUGUCCUCCUAUACGCUGAUCGGUCACCAACCUGACGAUCCUCGGUGCAAUGUUGAUGAUCUGCGUGCUUCAAACUGGACGCUGGAGCAGAAACGCAGUAUCACAGAACGAGAAUUGGAAAGGGAGAAAGGUUGCAAGGUCUGGGAUUGGGAUUAUAAGCAUUUGAGUGGCAUGUCCUUUGAGGAUGCUCAGAACUACACGACACGCUUGGCUCUGAUCAACAAACCCGCCAAUGUCUCCUGCAAGGUGAAGGGCAACUACGAGUAUCUAAAUCCAGAGAGUACUUUCGUCACAGACUGGGACUUGGUCUGUGAUCGCGAGAUUCAACGGACUUCCGCUCAGGUUUCCAUCUCACUGGGCAAGUUCUGUGGCUCCUUCUCCUUUGGCAUUCUAGCUGACAAAUUUGGCCGCAAGACUUCUUUCACCCUUGGCGCCGCAUUCUACAUUGUAGGCAGCAUCAUGUGCAGCUUCUCCCCCUGGUACAGUCUCUUCCUGGUGGGACGUUUUGCUCUUGGCGCUGCCUCCUCGGGUAUCUUCUAUCCAGCCUUUACAAUGAUUGUGGAAAACAUUUGUUUGAAGCAUCGUUCGUGGAUGUCCAUUGCCUUCUCCGCUUCGUAUCCAGUGGGCAUGAUCAUGCUGGCGAUUACAGGGUAUCUGAUACAACCGUGGCGCUAUUUGCAGCUGGCACUCACGAUACCCUCAAUGCUGCUAAUACUCAAUUGCUACUUAAUGAAUGAAUCACCGAGAUGGUUGAUCACCAAGAAGCGCUACGAUCGCGUCUAUCGGAUUCUCUUCAAGCAGCCCAGUCACUAUGAGGUUCAGCCAGCAAUCGCCCCAGCCACCGAAAUUGUUAGCGAUAAGAAAACACUGGAACCCGCUUCAAAUGAUUCACUUGGUCAGAAGCUAAGAAACGGGCCACUCAAGUCCAUCAUUGAGCUCUUCUCGAACCCGAAAGUGCGCAAAUUGAUCUUCACCUCGUACUUUAUGUUCUGCGUUACUUCGCUGAGUUACUAUGUGACAGCUUUGAAUGCGGACAACAUGAAAGUGAGUCGCUAUCUGUUUAUUAUAGCCACCGGCUUGGUGGAUAUUCCUUCGUAUCUGGUGCCCGUGUUUAUGCUGCGCUUCACUGGACGUCGCAUCACCACGAUGUUCCUUUUCAUGUGGACUGGAGUCUCGUUGCUCCUGGUGCUCGCUGUGCCCGCUGGCAACACCACGUGGAUUGUGAUAUUUGCGCUGCUGGGACGCUUUGGCAUCAGUGCCACUUACUCGGUGGUCACGCUCUACACCGCUGAACUGUAUCCCACGGAGAUACGUAACUCGGCAUUGGGAACUUGUUCGACGUGGGCGCAUGUAGGUUCGAUAUCGGCGCCGUAUGUCGUCGAUGUGCUGGGUGCCUUGGGCUGGUACAUUCCAACAACGAUUUGUGGCUGCUGCGUUUUAGUAGCAGGUCUGCUAACACUCACGCUGCCCGAGACGGGCACUGGGAAAUUGUCGGACAAGGUGGAGGAUUCCGCCUCCUCAUCGACCGAAGUGAAGGCUGAAAAGCAGUAA